Molecule: messenger RNA, 3900 nt
Organism: Lodderomyces orthopsilosis Co 90-125
Lineage: Eukaryota; Fungi; Ascomycota; Pichiomycetes; Serinales; Debaryomycetaceae
Gene: MHP1
Product: Mhp1p
Exons: 1
Coding region: 1-3900 (1299 amino acids)
Source: RefSeq, a predicted model, not a curated record
AUGACUAAGGGGGACACAAAUGAAAACCAAAAAAGUUCGUUGCUGCCAGUGUCUAGCAAGUCACAGCCACAAUUAACUUCUUACAGUGCCAUGGUAAGCACAGAUGAAAAGGAGAAGACAAACAAUUCGCAGCUGCAACAACAAAACAACGGAGUACCAGAUUUUUUAGUUUCGAAAGUCCUUGGUAAAAAGUUGGAUGUCGAAACUGUUAGAGAUAAGUUGGAAGAGGAAACCAAUAUUUAUACCAAAGGAGUCAAGGAUACCGAUGUGGAUUGGUUUCUUAGAGAUGCAUCUAUGGACCCCACAAUUCCAUUACCUAAACAUGUUUCCAAUACCACCACUACUGAAAACGACGACGACAACAAGAACAAAGAAAAGGUUACACCGACCAUUACAGAACCAGCAGCAACACCACUGACUCCCACUCGGUCAGUCAAUUCACAUUUGAAUACAGACAUCUCCAAUUCCAACGAUGCAAUUGUAACCAAAACAAAACCAUCAAUCUCACCUGUACAAGAAGAAAAUAUCCAUACAAGGUAUACGCCUCAAACCUCAAGUCACAAUGAUAAUCAUUCUGUUAAAACUAGAAGAAGAAGUAGUACUGGAGGAAGUUCAGGAGGGUUUUUUUCCAAAUUAAAAGGGAAAUUCACCAAAGAAAGUAACGAACAUUCACCAGUAACAACAAAGCCAUCAAAUGACCAUUUGUUCAAGACCGACUACAAUAUGACCAAGCCAAACACAUCUAAACCUAUACAUGAGUCAGGGCUGAUGAGCUCUCAAGAAACGUCUUCGAAGACUGUAACUCCAUCAGCAUCCGGUUACGAACCAUCAAAAUUGGAAAGGACUAAAACAGCUCCGCUUCCAUCGUCUACUACAUCACAUCCAGAUCCAAGGCUCGAAGAAUAUAUCAGAUUCUAUAAGCAAAGGGAUCUCCGUCGUGGGUCUACUGCCUCGAGUGCUUCAAACAGUAGUGAUACAUCUACCAAACAUAGUGUAUUAGUCAAUGGAUACGAUAGUUCAAGUUAUGGUGAGAAAGUUGGUGGACUGCCUUAUUCACAAAAUGAAUCCACGUCUACUCGACUUUCCCAUUUUUUGAGGCGAAAGAGUUCGGUCAAAGCUGAAACAAAUUAUCCCCCUUCAAAUGUACCAUCCUCGGCAACAACAACAGCAGCAUCGACAUCGUCUUUACUGAUGAGCCCCCCACCUCUUGCAGAUAAUCUUGAGCUAAAUCCAGCAUUCAAAGGAUUGAAGCCACUAAAGAGGGUGGCAUUUCACUCAUCCACUUUCUUGAUUGACCCCCCACAACAGAUUCCAUCGCGUACGCCUCGAAAGGGAAAUGUUGAUGUACUCCCAAAUGGACAGGUGAGGAUAAAUCCAUUGACUGAAGAGGACAAGGAAGCUAUUGAGAAAUCGCAGAUGGGAUUGGGUGGUGGAAUUGUUGUUGGUGGUACAGGGGCGUUGGGUUACAUACCCAAGGAUGCUCCCAAAGAUGUAGAGAAGAACAACGAGGAACUGGAUGGUGAUGAAGCGGAGAAAGAAUCCCAAGGAGCUUCAUCUCAGGAUGAAGAUGAGCCAGCGAUUGACCAACAUGCAAAGAAUAUUGCCAUUGACAAGUUUAUGGUUCACCAUCAACCGAUGAACUAUACUGUUCCGGUAAAAAAGAUGGCACUCGAUACAAUGUAUUCUCGUUGUUGCCAUUUACGUGAAAUCUUGCCAAUUCCAGCCAUAUUGAAACAAAUUCCAGAAGGUUCAAUGGCCCCACUACCUGUUUUGCAACUUCGUAAUCCUCACCCAACAAUGAUAGAGGUGCAAACGUUUGCUGAUUUUGUGCGUAUUGCUCCCAUAGUAUGCGUUUCAUUAGAUGGUGUCAAUUUGUCAGUUGAGCAAUUCAAGAUCCUUUUAUCGGCUAUGAGUGCAAAAAAGCAAUUGGAGAAAUUGAGUUUAAGAAACACCCCAAUAAAUCAAGAAGGAUGGUCUUUGUUUUGUUGGUUUUUAUCAAGAAAUACUGUGCUUAACAAAUUGGAUAUAACACAAUGCCCAGCUUUAUCUGUCAAUGUCUUGAAAAAGAAGAAAAAGAAGGCUCAAGCUGACUCCAAAAAAUAUGAAGAGGAUUUGGAAAGAAUGACCUGUAACAAGGAUAAUCGAUCGGACGUUGAUUGGUCAUUGUUUGUUGCAACUUUAGUGGCGAGAGGAGGCAUCGAAGAAUUAAUCAUGACUGGUUGCUGCAUUACUAACGUUGAGAUAUUUGAAAACUUGAUUGAGUUGGCCGUUCUGAAGAAAACAUCACGGUUGGGAUUAGCUUUCAAUAACUUGACUCCAAGGCACAUUAGCAUUAUUGUCAAUUCGUGGAUAUUUGGUGAUUUUGCGAGAGGAUUAGAUUUGGGUUACAAUGACUUUUCUAGUACGAAAACUUUGAAGAUCUUUUUGGAUUUUACCAAACGGCCAGACUAUGAGAGAAUACUCCUGAAGGCAACCCUUUCAUUUUUAAGUUUGAAUUCAACCAAUUCCGUUUUCAAUGAUGCAUUCAAGGAGGUUUUUGAAAGUAUAUUGAUGAGAUUACCGAACUUGAAAUAUCUUGAUUUUUCAAACAAUCAAAGAUUGUUUGGCACUAUGUCGAAUUCACAAGAUACGAAUUCAACUAAUGUGAAUACAAAUGAAAAUGCCACUGUUGCCUAUUUCACCUCAAAAUUGCCCCUUUUCCCAAAAUUGACGAGAUUGCAUUUGGAAAAUGAAAAUUUCAGCCAAUCUUCGAUACUUCAAAUUGCUAAUAUUUUACCAUUUUGUAAAAACAUGGGAUAUUUUUCCAUUCUUGGAAACUACGUCGAUUCUACAUCAGCUUCAGCCUUGGUUAAUGCAACGAAAAAUUCAAAGACCUUGAUAAACUUGGACUGUAAUUCAGAAGAGUUUCCGGAGUUAUUCAAAGAACGCAUUGGGCUAUACACAAUGAGAAACAUGGAGAGAUUAUUGUACGAUUCAAAACAAGAGGAAUUGCCGUCAACUGCGGAACUGCCUUUGAAGGAAGCUAUAACACAACCGGAGUCGUUGACAGAACAAUUGAACAACAUCUUGGCAUUGAAAGCUCAAAAAAAAUUAGACUUAUCAUCCCCCGAUGUGGUUAAGCUCUUUAGUCGGGCUAAUGCAAUUAGAAAGAGUUUGAAGGAGUCAAUUGAAGAAUUGCUCAACUUACAGUUGAAAAAUGCACUAGACCUCGAUGGGAAAGAAACACUUAUUCGUCUCAUUUAUAUUGAUUCAAGUAUUGAAAAGGGAUUGCAAUUAAUUGAUCCAAACUUUGCUCAUGAUUUCGGAACCAAAGCCAAUAUGUAUCUUGUAAAAGUAGGCGAAGGACAGAACCGAACAAUUGAUCGCCCAGAGCUUCAUGACGAUGGUGAAAAACAUGCAGAAGCUGGAAUUCAUUUAGAACCCACCCAGGCGGUUCCUGCUAGCAAGUCCCCAUUGGUGUCUAGGUCUAGUUCGAAAACUAAUUUGGCCAAUUUGGAUAAACAAGAGGGAUCAAUGUUGAAAUUAUCAAGAUUGAAUGAUUACCACAAGAUAGAACCUGGAGAAUCGGAUAUGUCUGGUGAUGACGCAAGGAAGAAAUUGAUGAACGUCAACCUCUCCGAUUUGGAUAAGGUGAUCAGUUACUUGGACGAUUUGAGAAGUAAGGGUAUCUCAUUAGAGAAGGUGUUCAAGCACAGGGUUAAAGAAGGAGAGACCGAAAAGCAAGAGCUAAGUUUUGAAGCACUACAUCUGCAAUUGAAAAAGUUAUCAAAAGAAGGUAUUGAGAAACAAGACAUAUCUUCGACAACUAAAGACAUUAGUGAUGAGAUAAAGGAUACUGAAGGGAAAGAUUCAAUACUUAGUAAAACCUACGAUCAAGUUUUGAACAAUUUGACAAACUGA